Messenger RNA from Sphenostylis stenocarpa, 1017 nucleotides. NCBI's taxonomy places the organism in Eukaryota, Viridiplantae, Streptophyta, Magnoliopsida, Fabales, Fabaceae. The record is from the annotation of a GenBank genome assembly.
AUGCUGACUUUGGAGCAAUUUAAGAACAGAAAUACCUUAAUAGGUCUUGGGUUGGGACAAAUUCUCUCUCUUCUCAUAACUUCCACUGGUUUCACCUCUUCUGAAUUGGCCAAAAAAGGAAUUAAUGCUCCAACUUCACAGUCGCUCCUAAACUACUUAUUUUUGACAAUUGUCUACGGGAGCAUCCUUCUGUACAGAAGGGAAGCCCUUAAGGCAAAAUGGUAUUAUUACAUACUUCUUGGCUUGGUUGAUGUUGAAGCAAAUUUUCUUGUUGUGAAGGCGUAUCAAUACACAUCACUAACAAGUGUGAUGCUACUUGACUGCUGGUCCAUCCCAUGUGUCAUGCUUUUAACGUGGAUUUUCUUAAAAACAAAAUAUAGAUCCAUAAAGAUAACUGGCAUACUUGUUUGCCUUGCUGGCCUUGUCCUAGUUGUAUUUUCAGAUGUUCAUGCAGCCGACCGAGCAGGUGGAAGCAACCCUCGUAUAGGGGAUCUUCUUGUUAUUGCUGGUGCUACAUUGUAUGCUGUCAGCAACGUCAGUGAGGAGUUUCUAGUGAAAAAUGCUGAUAGAGUUGAGCUGAUGGCAAUGUUGGGUCUCUUUGGUGGCAUUGUCAGUGCCAUUCAAAUAAGCAUACUUGAGCGCAAUGAACUCAAAUCUAUUCACUGGUCAGCUGGGGCAGCGCUUCCUUUUGUUGGAUUUGCGGUGGCCAUGUUUAUGUUUUACUCUUUAGUUCCUGUCCUACUUAAGAUCAAUGGUUCCACUAUGUUAAAUUUGUCUCUAUUGACCUCUGAUAUGUGGGCUGUCUUAAUUCGCAUUUUCGCAUACCAUGAGAAGGUUGAUCGGAAGUACUACGUUGCAUUUGGUGCCGUUGUUGUUGGUCUUAUUAUCUAUUCUGUUGGUGACACCAAUGAGAAUCAAGACCAUCUUCAUGUUGCUGAAGAUGCUAACCAAAGACAACACGAUGAAGAAGCUACUACCUCAGCAAGAACUGUUGAGCAGAUGAAAUCGUCAGCAUAA